Molecule: messenger RNA, 681 nt
Organism: Wallemia ichthyophaga EXF-994
Lineage: Eukaryota; Fungi; Basidiomycota; Wallemiomycetes; Wallemiales; Wallemiaceae
Exons: 2
Coding region: 1-681 (226 amino acids)
Source: RefSeq, a predicted model, not a curated record
AUGUCAGCGGAUGGAAGACCAUUACCAGAGGGAUGGAUAGAGGAUUUUGAUCCGCAAUAUCAAAGAAAUUUUUGGGUUGACGUGCGUAAAGAGCCACCGGUUUCAAUUUGGCAUCAUCCACUUGAUGAUGCUGAGUAUUCUAAUAAAUCGUUUGCACCGCCACCAGGUCCACCACCGGGAGCAUCACCUUAUGAGGAGAAACCACCAGUACCACAAUCACAGCCAUCACCGCAGCCUAGAGGAUCAUCACCGUAUAUUCCCCAAAAGGAAUCAAAAUCUAGUAAAAUAAAGUCAUUUUUGGGAUUGGGAUCGUCAUCGAGGCCACAGGGUUAUGGACAGGGUGGAUAUAUGCAACAGCAACCGAUGCAGCAACCAAUGUAUCCACAGCAACAGUCAUAUCCACAGCAACAACCUUAUAUGCAACCACAGCAACAACAACCUUAUAUGCAACCACAGCAACCAAUGUAUGUACAACAGCAACGACCAAGUAAAAGAAUGGGCGGUGGAGGAGGAGGAAUGGGCAGUAUGCUUCCAAUGGCUGGUGGUUUAGGUGCUGGAAUGCUUGGUGGUGCAUUCUUAGCUCAUGAGUUUGAUGAAUCCCAGCAAGACGCGUAUGAAGAUGGAUAUGACGAUGGAGGCGGUGGUGAUUUUGAUGACGGUGGCGGUGGAGAUGAUUUCUAG